AUGGACGCCAAGCGCUUCACAGGACGACGGCAAGAGUUCCCAGGGACUGUGCCACCCAUCGCGAUUGCCGUGGAAGAUUUUGCCGCAGAGCGAGCUGAUGGUGCACAAGACCUGUUCGAGGCUUUGGGCCAAGUGGAAGUCGUGCCUCGGCAUUUGAGGCGCCGUGCCAGAAGUUGGCGACCAGUUGGGUUAUCGCGAUGCCGUCCACCUGUUGUAGCAGACGCGAAAGUUGUCCGAUGCAAGAGGCGAAGGUACAGAAGAAUCGCCGUUGAUAAUUCUCGUGGUGAUGUUUGUGCUGCCGCUGUUAUUGCGUCAGAGAAAAUUCCCAGCACAGGCGCUGUUCAUGUGCGAGUGCGCAAACACUGGCGACGCCCUGCACUUCUGCUGCGGGCCCACACCUCUUUGACGCCCGUCCUGGGGGGCAACAUCACCAAGUAUCUAGGAACCCAUGUGUGGCAUGCCAAGCGUACACAUAUGGAAAACUUGUGGAAUUAUCGGCUGGCAGGACGAAACUGCGGUCUCGGAACCCGUGCUCUUUACAGAGCCACGUCGCGGUAUUGCACCAUGCACGACCGUAGCUAUAUGCAAGCUUUUGAAAUCUUCGGGUCUGACACGGCCAUCCUGCAAGUGCUGAAUUAUUGUGGUGUCGCGAAGCAGAGAUUAAUGUCGGCUGAGGCGCGCUCUGGCACUCGUCGGGUUCGCGUAUUGCUUUAUGCUUGUGAUGAAAACCGCUUGAUGGCUCCUGCUUUGAUUUUGUGGAGCCCUGCCCUUUGCACAAGAGCAAAACCAGAGGAGCAGAUUGACGAGCCAAGCAGCGAAGAAGAGACGUUGCCUUUCGUAGUGGAUGUUGGGCAUGACAUUGUGAUUGAAGAGGAUGUUCAGAUGUCGAGCGGCAAGCUGCAUGAAGCACCAACGAUUGAGAAAGGUUGGAAGUUGUGGAUAUGGGUCCACCCUGCCGCAGCCGAAGAGGUCUUUGUCAACCUGGUGUCUGCAGCUGAGCAGGUCGCCAGUGUGGGCAGUGACACCCGGCCACAUGUGGCAGCCGUUCCCCGCUUGGGGUUUUUGGAGUUGUCCGGGCCGAAGGCAGUGGAGGUGCUCUCGCGAGUAGUGCCCCCAGAGGCUUGCCACACGUCCGCGGCAGCGGAGCUGUGGCAAAAGGUCGUGGCAGCAUGUGACAGCACUCGCCUGAUUCCUCCUGAUGGAGCUGUUCUGGCUUUGGAAAUGGAGGAGUCCGCAUUGCCAAAACGUGGUGGUAAUGCAGGUGCAGUGAGGGUUUCCGGAGCUGCAGGCACUCGAAGCAGGGAUUGGUUGACCCAUUGGCCCGCGGACUCACAAUAUAGCAGUUUGUGGGAUGCACCAAGCUCCAAAGAGGAUGGCGGUAAUGGCAGCCAACUCGGCCUCUUGUUGAUCUUCAGGGCUGGCGGCAAAAUGGCUGAUUGCGCUGCUGGUGUGGACGUGAUCCUUGAAACAGGUGCUUUUCAGAGACUGUGGUUGCGCUGCUACUUUGCUGGCUGCCGGGCAUUGGGUGUGCGUGAUCGCCACGAGCUUCUGUCCGAUGCCGCUUUGCCAGAAUUUCCGUUUGAUUUUCCAGACACACCAGCUGGCCAGCAGCAAGCAGACCAAGAGGCUGCGGAGUCUAUUUGUCGUUUUAAGCGCCGACCCCCCGCGAAGCGUCCUAACUUUGAAUUGCUCGGCGUCCGGGCUCCUCACCAACCUGAUUGGGGGGCUUUGCACAAUGCCAUGGACCUUCAUCAGAGGCCCCAAUUGUGCCGGAUGAGCCAGCUUUCGUUGCUUUCCCGGCCGCGAAGCACGUUCUCCCGUUCAGGCCUGCUCCCAGUGACCCUUCGCAGUGCUGGCCGAGGAACUCCUCGAGGCAGGUGUCAUCUCUACCGACCGUCCUUGAUGGAUUUGGAGCAAAUCAAAGCAUCAGGCUUUGUCGGCACAACCGACAGGCCCAACCGAAGCCUCUCUGUUUCCAGAACCCAGCCACCUUUGCUUGGUCCUCCAGAAGCCCUUCGCUUGGAGGAGCCUCGCCACACCAUGCACCGCUUGAGACGACAGCGUGCCCAAGAGACGGAACAGGAGGCUAAGAAAAUGCCAGAGGUCUCGGCUAUUCGGCCUCUGGUGGGGUUUGUGACGUCUGGUAGUUUCUCGUAUCGACAUGGAUGUGGUGCAGGUGUUGGCGCCGUUGUAGCAUCUGAUCUGGGAGAUCUGGCGCAGCAUGCAGCACAGCAUGCAGGCAUGUCAGAUGGGCGUAUGCCUCAAUGGAUUUGGCUUUGGGCAAGGAAUACCACAUCCCUGGUCUACUUCCCUGUCUGGGCGCAGUGCCUCCCUGAUGAUCAGGGCUUCGGAUGA
This is a messenger RNA of Symbiodinium pilosum, 2355 nucleotides long. The record is from the annotation of a GenBank genome assembly. NCBI's taxonomy places the organism in Eukaryota, Dinophyceae, Suessiales, Symbiodiniaceae.